Messenger RNA from Salvia hispanica, 1068 nucleotides. Its product is annotated as putative F-box protein PP2-B12. Gene Ontology annotation, molecular function: protein binding. The record is from RefSeq and is a predicted model, not a curated record. NCBI's taxonomy places the organism in Eukaryota, Viridiplantae, Streptophyta, Magnoliopsida, Lamiales, Lamiaceae.
UGGCAUAGUUUGAGUAACUGCACGAAGAUAUUUGGCACGAUUUCUACAAAAAUCUAGAGAGAAGAGAAGAGAAGAGAGAUAUGGCGGUGGAGAGUUCGAAUGACAUCUACGCCCUCCCAGAGGACUGCCUAGCCACCGCGCUGUCGCUCACCAGCCCUAAGGACGUUUGCCGCCUGUCGGCGGUCGCUUCCACAUUCCGAUCCGCCUCCCAAUCCGACACCGUUUGGGCCCGCUUCCUGCCCUCCGAUUACCUACACAUAAUUUCCCGCGCUCUUGACGGCGGCGAUUCACUGCUUUCGAAUUUUCAUUCCAAAAAGGAUCUCUAUCUCCACCUCUGCGAUCACCCCCUUCUCAUCGACGAUGGCCGCAAGAGUUUUCAAUUGGAGAAGCUGAGUGGUAAGAAAUGUUGCAUGCUAUCUGCAAGGGACCUCUCCAUUGUGUGGGGAGAUACUCCUCAAUACUGGCGAUUUCUCAGUCUCCCUGAAUCCAGGUUUCCGGAGGUGGCAGAGCUCCUCGACGUUUGCUGGUUCGAAAUAAGAGGGAAGAUAGAGAUGAGCAUGCUAUCUUUGGGCACUAAUUAUGCAGCAUACCUUGUGUUCACUUGCAGGUCAAUGGUACAUGGUUUUGAUCAUCAAUCUGCAGAAGGUUAUGUGAAAGUGAGUGGGAGUGAAAGUGAGAAACGUAGUGUUUGUUUGGAUCCAGAUGGAGCACGGAAGCGUAGGCACCAGCUUGUACCGAGACGUGUAGGAUUGUUCUACCGCCGCUUAACUCAAAUGCGGAACCCGGAAGCCAUGCUACCAGAGGAGGAGCCUGAGGACCCGAAGCAGAGAGGGGACGGGUGGAUGGAGGUAGAAUUGGGAGAGUGUUUUGUAGAAGAAGGGCAAGAUGGAGAGCUGGAGGUGAGCGUGAUGGAGGUCAAGGGCGGCCAUUGGAAGAGUGGCAUCAUUAUACAAGGGAUUGAGAUUAGACCUAAAGAGAGUCAGUAGAUAGAUGCUUGUAAUGUCUGAAUUUCUGAAAAAUCUUGAUCAAUGAUCAUAGUGAAUUUAUGUAACCUUUUUUUUGUGGUGA